AUGGAGCUCCCCUUCUGGGAUGACCAGCAACAUAUACGCGCCAUGUCGCUCGACGUGACGCUGCGCAUCGACGCGGCCCUCGACGCGACGAAACUGCGCUCUUCGCUGGAGAAGCUGCUGGCAACAGGCAACUGGCGUCGUCUCGGCGCGAGACUGAGGAAGAAUAACGGAAAACUUUGCUACCAGAUUCCAGCAGAGUAUACGCCCUCGCAACCAGGCGUGAUCUUCACAACAGACCACCACGAGAUCCCCUUUGUCCAGCAUCCGCUCGCAGACAAGUUCCCCGUCGCGACAGAGACCCCGACCGUGUUCGACUCGCCCGCUGCCAUCGCCACUCUCCUGCGUGCCGCCGACGCCCCCAGCAGACUGGCGGACUGGACGGAGACCGACCGGCCCCAGCUGGCGGUGCAUGUCGUGCGCUUCACCGACACGACGCUGCUCACGCUGACAUUCAUGCACACGCUCACCGAUGCCAUGGGGCUGGCUGGGUUCCUGCAUGCCUGGACGGCUGUCAUGCGGGGAGAAGGCGUUCCGGAUCUCUAUCAUGGCGAUCCGUUGCAGAAGCAGUUGGAGAUGGAGAAAGGGGAGGACUUCAUCCAUUCGUCUCGUCUGCUGCAGGGCUGGCGCUUCAUGCUCUUUGUCUUUUGGUAUAUCUUCGAGCUAUUCUGCUACCGCGACGAGAUGCGCACCGUCUGCAUUCCGGCGUCGUACGUCGACAGGCUGCGCAACGAAGCGCUCGCCCAACUCCCUCAAUCGACCUUUGUCAGUCAUGGAGAUGUCCUUCUCGCCUGGUGGUUGGGGGUCGUCGUGCGUGCGCAGAACCUCUCCCCGUCCCAGCCCAUCACGGUGAUCAAUGUCUUCGACGUGCGAGACAUCCUGCAACAUACACAACACACCCGUGUGCUUUCCAACAUGACUCUCCCGUCUUAUACCUUCCUUCGGGCGCGAGACUGCGAGACGCUGAGCCUGACGGCAUGGAAAGUCAGACAGUCGCUGCUUGCUCACCGCACGACACCGCAGAUCGAAGCCUCCUUCUACACGCAGAAACACUCUCUCCUGCGGACGGGCCAUCUGCCGGUCUUUGGCGAACCGGGCAUGUUCCUCUUUGCUGUGUCCAACUGGCACAAGGGAAGGCUGUUUGUCGAUUUCUCAGCUGCUGCACAAGACACAGACGGUGCAAAGAAAGCAAAGACAGUCCAGGUCAUCUGUUCCGGCACGGCAGAUGGCUUCUCAGUCCGCAAUGCUGGGCCGGUCAUCGGCCAGGAUCCCGACGGGAACUGGUGGUUGUCUUUUACCCUACGCAGGGAGACGUGGAGGAAGGUCGGACGCAUCUUAAACACCGUCUAG
Molecule: messenger RNA, 1347 nt
Organism: Penicilliopsis zonata CBS 506.65
Lineage: Eukaryota; Fungi; Ascomycota; Eurotiomycetes; Eurotiales; Aspergillaceae
Exons: 2
Coding region: 1-1347 (448 amino acids)
Source: RefSeq, a predicted model, not a curated record